Messenger RNA from Galeopterus variegatus (Sunda flying lemur), 294 nucleotides. RefSeq names its product vegetative cell wall protein gp1-like. The record is from RefSeq and is a predicted model, not a curated record. NCBI's taxonomy places the organism in Eukaryota, Metazoa, Chordata, Mammalia, Dermoptera, Cynocephalidae. The transcript is spliced from 3 exons. The annotation marks the transcript as partial.
UCUCUAUCUCCAUCAUCACCUCUAUCACCUCGAUCAUCUCCAUCACCACCUCCAUCACUUCCAUUAUCUCCAUCACCUCCGUCACCUCCAUCAUCUCUCCAACCAGACCACUGUGCCAUGAGCACCGUGAGUGCAGAGGACCCCGGGGACUCAGAGACGCUCAUCGCUGAGCUAAGGACAGAACCAGGAGCUGGCGAAGCCGGGACCAGAGCCCCGUCUCCAGGCGUCCUUCCACGGGCUGCUGACGUGGCCAGCACGUUGCAGGUGUUGCCGCCCCGAGAGCACCAGCACUGG